This is a messenger RNA of Hevea brasiliensis (rubber tree), 2282 nucleotides long. RefSeq names its product GTP cyclohydrolase 1. Gene Ontology annotation, molecular function: GTP cyclohydrolase I activity; zinc ion binding; GTP binding. Gene Ontology annotation, cellular component: cytoplasm. The record is from RefSeq and is a predicted model, not a curated record. Gene Ontology annotation, biological process: tetrahydrofolate biosynthetic process; tetrahydrobiopterin biosynthetic process. Bases 472 to 1866 code for a protein of 464 amino acids. The transcript has 2 exons. NCBI's taxonomy places the organism in Eukaryota, Viridiplantae, Streptophyta, Magnoliopsida, Malpighiales, Euphorbiaceae.
AUCCCCUCCUCUCGCUUUUUAAGUGAUGCCCCUCUGCUCUUGACAUUCACACAACUGCUUCUUUCUUCUUCAGCUCUCCCUGGUUUUUUUUUUCUUUUGGUUACCCAUCUUUGUUUUGCUCUUGUUCCUCACCCGGGUAGCUCAGAUUUAACUUUUUUUAUUCAUUCUUUGCCGGGUUUUGCUUCGUUUUCAGUAUUAGAUUUAUUUAUGCGAAUCUUAUAUUUGUUUUUGCAUCUGGUUAUCUGCGAACUUACAAUUUUCUCAUCGAUAGCGAUUCGUAUCUAGAAUUCGCUCAUUGGAAACGCGUGAAGACUUUGUUUUGGUGCUUUGGGCACCUCAAAAUUCAAUCAUUCUUCCAGCUUCCUUUUGGAUUUUGGUCUCCAAGAAGCUAUUUGACACCAUAACUUGCAUUAUUUUUUGCCCUUCUUAGGGAUCUACACUCCUACUGUUGGUGGGAUUUGUGGUCUGUCGAUGGGUGCCUUGGAUGAGGGGCAUUUCAAUGCGGAGCUUGAGAAUGGAGUGAAAUUCGAUUGCCUUGAGCUGGGAUUUGAGGAAAAACCAGAGACUUUAGCUAUUGAGAAUGCUGUGACAGUUCUAUUGCAAGGUCUCGGCGAGGAUAUUAAUAGAGAAGGUCUCAAAAAGACCCCACUUCGUGUUGCCAAGGCCCUUCUCCAUGGAACCAGAGGUUAUAAUCAGAAAGCAAAGGACAUUGUUCACAGUGCAUUAUUCCCUGAAGCUGGUUUGGAUAAUGCAGUAGGUCAUGCCGGAGGAGCUGGUGGGAUUGUGAUUGUUCGAGAUCUUGACCUUUUCUCAUAUUGUGAGUCUUGCUUGCUUCCCUUUCAGGUUAAAUGUCAUGUAGGUUAUGUCCCAUCUGGUCAGAGGGUUGUAGGAUUAAGCAAGCUAUCUAGAGUUGCUGAUGUCUUUGCAAGACGGCUCCAGGAUCCACAGCGUAUGGCAGAUGAAAUUUGCUCCUCACUGCACCACGGGAUCAAGCCGGCAGGUGUUGCCAUCAUACUCCAAUGUUUACACAUCCAUUUCCCAAAUUUAGAGUCACUCUUGCUUGACUCCAAUCACCAAGGAUGGGUAAAGGCACUGGUCCAAUCAGGUUAUGGUGUUUUCGAAAAUAAAAAUGCUGAUAUUUGGUGUGAUUUUUUGAGUCUUCUGAAGUUCAGAGGUAUAAAUGUGGAUAAAACUCAGAUGGACUCUAUGGAGCAAUGUUGGUGUCCAUUACAAUCUUCUUUGAGUGCUAAAAUUGGACCACCCAACCCAGGAAUGGUUACUGCAGUGGUGUCAAUCCUCAGAUCUUUAGGAGAAGACCCAUUGAGGAAAGAGCUUGUUGGAACUCCUAGCUGCUUUGUGAAGUGGUUGAUGAACUUCCAGAAUACAAAACUGGAGAUGAAGUUGAAUGGCUUUGGCUGUGGCAAGACAGAUACCCUUAAAGCCAAUGGGGACAUCAGCCAUAACAAAGAACAUAUACAUUCUGAGUUGAACUUGUCAUUCUGGUCUCAGUGCGAGCAUCAUUUGCUACCCUUUUAUGGUGUUGUGCAUAUUGGUUACUUCCGUGCUGAGGGAUUCAACCCCAUUGGAAAAUCUUUUCUACAGUCAAUAGUCCAUUUUUAUGGUUUCAAGCUCCAAGUGCAGGAAAGGCUUACCAGGCAGAUUGCAGAGACCGUUGCAUCAUUUUUAGUUGGAGAUGUGAUGGUAGUUGUGGAGGCUAACCAUACUUGUAUGAUUUCUAGAGGUAUUGAGAAGUUCGGAAGUAAUACAGCUACAAUUGCAGUACUCGGUCGAUUUUCAACAGAUCCUGUUGCAAGGACCAAGUUUUUGCAGAGCAUUCCAAGUACUACUGCUUCUGGGGGGUUAUGACAUUUCUAAUUGUUUUCAGAAAUAGUUACACUCAUUUUCAAUUUUCUUGGUUGGUUAUUAGUUUGCUGUGGUGCCAGUACAACAGAAUCAUUUUGACAGAUCGUUUGUUGAUCACUGGAACAAGUUUUAUCUUCUCAUUCCACGGGUUCGCCAUUCCUUUCUCAGCAGAGAUUUUCCCGCCUGACAGAAAUUUAGAAAGUUCAAAAGCAUUUAUACCCUUUCAUCACAUGAUAGAAAAAAUAAAUAAAUAAGAAACACCACUGUUUACUUUUCUGAUUUCCUUGUUCUCAUUUAUGUAUUAGAGGUCUACAACAGGUAAGAAAAAUGUCUUGACAUUUGAAUAUCUCAGUGAUAGAGUUGUCUACAAUCUUAUCGAAAGAGCAAGUGAAAUGAAAUUUUAGAAUUGAUUUGUGGGA